Molecule: messenger RNA, 958 nt
Organism: Priapulus caudatus
Lineage: Eukaryota; Metazoa; Priapulida; Priapulimorpha; Priapulimorphida; Priapulidae
Exons: 5
Coding region: 162-659 (165 amino acids)
Source: RefSeq, a predicted model, not a curated record
GCUGUCUCAGGCGACCGAACAUUUAUCAUGGAUUUUGUUGCUAGGGAAACUCAGUUGUUCACGGGAGAAACAAAAAAAUCCCUCUAGUCAUUUACUGUUUACAGGUGACAGAUCGUAGAAGGUUGUAGACAGGAAGCCGUGCAGCCUCAGGAAACAACAGCAUGACGUGUAGAGAACCGUAUCCGCUUCCUAGGCUGCAGAAUGAUGACGACUUCGUCGGGCCACGCAGUGGAUUUCAGGACGAGUACAUACUACCGACACACGUGGCACAGUUGGAGAAUCCAUGGAGCCGGCUCAACACCACUAAUACACUAGCUAGUGCACGUAGAACUGUCUAUCACUGUGACCCACAGGCACCAAGAGACAGUAUAGACUUUGUUCUCAAAACCACAUAUGAUCAUCAUAACCGAUUCCAAGCCAGCCAACCGGAGACUUUGAUACAGCCAGAGACAGUUGGACUCUUACAUGGGCGGCAGCUGAAGAACAGAGCCGUGGCGGUGCCUCCGAAGGUCGUGCCCUUGAACCAUCCGCUCGUCAUUGCUGAGGUUGCCAAGCGAGAAAGCAUCCACAGCAUCAGCAACGCCAUCGAGAGUCACCACAAUGCAGCCACCAACGGUGGAUACUCCCGCAAACACGACGGAGGUUUUUACUGCCCAUAGAUGGCGGCACUAUGUCUGACACGGCAUGAAAUUAAUAUGGUUUUUAUUUAAAAUUAUUAUGAGCAAAGGUAAUUUAGAGAUUUUAUAUAAAUAUAUUACAAUAGUGCUGUUUGAAUAUAACGUUGACUGGUAAAUAUACAAUGUGAUCAUGACUUACAAGUGUAUAUACAAGUUUUAUGGUUUUAGGAUUAUACAUCUGAACUACAAUACGCAUGUGUUAUAUAUAUAAUAUAAUAAAUAUAUCAAAAAUUUUCUAUAAUUAUGAGAGAAAAUAUUUUAAUUUUGAGACUUUUGUAUUA